This is a messenger RNA of Oppiella nova, 641 nucleotides long. NCBI's taxonomy places the organism in Eukaryota, Metazoa, Arthropoda, Arachnida, Sarcoptiformes, Oppiidae. The record is from the annotation of a GenBank genome assembly.
ACACAAGUGCUGUUAACAUUUGAUGCAAUAUUUGGUCACUUGAUUCAAUCGGUGAUACCUGUAGUGUACGGUAAGUGUCCAGUUUAGAUGUGACUGCAAUGGACACGUGUAUCAUCACAUCCACGAUACUCUCAUGUCUGGUAUCCUUCCUAUACGUGGGAUCUCUAUAUUGUUGGCCAAAACAAACUCAUCGUAUCGGGAGUUUGGCCGUCAGUUUGGUAAUCCGUAAUUACAUGAUAGCGCCGAUCACUGAAGAGCUCAUCUUCAGAGGUGUGUUGAGUACUCUUCUGGUGAAGUGUUGGUCCCUCCGAUCAACUCUAAUCAUGAGUUCCCUGUUAUUUGGUUUCUCUCAUUCACAUCACUAUAUCUUUGAGAUCAAUGACAUGCGAAGAGUGACGGCACGCAACUACGGACCAGCACUGGAACAGAUGACAUACACGACACUGUUCGGGAUGUACGCCUCUGUCGUCUACUUCAAGUCCCGGCUCAUCAUAUCUCCCAUUCUGGUCCACUCCUUCUGCAAUCUCAUGGGUUUCCCAGACUUAGGAGCCAUCACUUCAUCCAAACACACCUUCGCUCUCACUCUCACGGGAUUUCUUUUAUGGCUCUUAAGUGUCUUUUAUGUUUACUCUAAUCUCUAA